AUGCUAGCGAAUAUGAACGGGUUCGCUGCUCCGUCACCUACAGCAGUUGGACCACCUCCUUCAUCAAGAAACGUGCCCAGUGUUGCGUGUGGUGCUCCGCCUCCCGCCGAUGUGCAUGAAUGUAGUACAUCACCAACAAACACAACCGCUUCAGACGUCUCCGGAUUGUCGUCAUCUGAUCUUGCUGCGAUAAUCCUUGCCGGACAACAGAAUAUCGCCGUUAAACAGGACUUUCCAGAGACACUGGUGAAACGAGAACUCCCACCAAUGGCGAACCCACUUUUCGGCGUGUCGGAUGCAGCUGCUCUGCUUCAAUUUCUUCAAGCUCAACAAGCAGUUGCACAGGAAGUCAGUUCGUUGCAGUUUCAUGCUCAAGCGCAAGCAGCUGCACAACAGCGAGCUGCUCUUCAUCAGCAACAACAGCAACAGACAACACCACCCGAACGGAAGAGGGGUGAUCCGAUCAGCUAUAUGGAUAAGUAUGCGGCUCAAGUGGACGAAUUUAUGAAGAUGUGCUUUCCAAAUGUUCGCGGUCGAGGACGUCCAAUGCAAGGUCGCUCCUCUCCUCGUUCGCCUACAAGCCCUCAACAGUCAACAGUCAGCCGAAGGAAUAGCCAACAGAAUUCGAAUGUUCGACGGCCAAUGAUGGUUCAUCCACAACAUGACAUGCUAGCACUACAACAACAGCAAGCUCUACUGGCUGCUGCUCAAGGUAUGAGCCCGUUGUCAAUAUUCCCUCAAAUGGUUAACAAUAACAAUAAAUUGACAGCGAACACCUUAGAUGGGAAGAUCGGACGAACUGAUAACAAGUUUCUGAAAAAAAUCAUCUCUACUGGUUUCCACUCACCAAAAUCGUUACAGACAAUAAAAUUGGAAAGCGCCGACUCGUUGGAUAACGGCGUCUCGUCGUCAGGUUCUGCUGAGGAUCUACGAAGUAAAAGAGGACGUUCACUAUCGAAUUUUGUGUUGUCAAUGCGACCACAGACAUCACGACCUGGUGAAUCCGUUCAGCCGAGAUACUUGAAAACAAUUCCAUCCGCUACUGUACUGGAUGACGAACAAGUUAAGGAUACGAUAUUUGAAGCUGUGCCGACCGCUUUAACCGCCGAGGUCGUUGAGUACGUUCGUGACCAGAUUGAAGACGAUAUAGCGCUUCUCAGCGAAGAACAACAUCAACGUGUUACCGAUAUUCUCAGAAAAGUAAACCUGAAAAAAUUCGAAAUCGAAUUCUCUAUACACAGGUGGGACCAACUGUAA
This is a messenger RNA of Angiostrongylus costaricensis, 1257 nucleotides long. The record is from the annotation of a GenBank genome assembly. Lineage: Eukaryota; Metazoa; Nematoda; Chromadorea; Rhabditida; Metastrongylidae.